Molecule: messenger RNA, 2050 nt
Organism: Marchantia polymorpha subsp. ruderalis
Lineage: Eukaryota; Viridiplantae; Streptophyta; Marchantiopsida; Marchantiales; Marchantiaceae
Source: the annotation of a GenBank genome assembly
CCGAGAGGGGUUUAGGGGUUUGAGAGAUCGAGGAGAACGACAGGAAUGGCUGAAGCGAACAAAACCAGGGCGACAUCGAGAGGCCAGGCAGCAGUGCAAGCCUUCACGGACAAUUGGCAGCUUUGUGCGCAAUUGGUGAUCUUUCGAUACUGCGGAAAUUUUCCUGUGUCUUUCUGAAGCUGCCGGUGAGACUAUCAAAAGCGGUGACCGGCGGUGAAGACAAGAUUCAGAGGCUGGCAGGAUGACAGAGAAGGAGAUGAUGAUAGAUGUUGGAGCUGCUGCCGAAUCUGUGGGGACUUCCAGUGAUGCGCCACUCUACGCAAUUGAGAGUCUUUGCAUGCGCUGCAGAGAGAAUGGGACGACUCGAUUUUUAUUAACCAAAAUUCCUCACUUUCGGGAGGUCGUUCUAAUGGCUUUUGAGUGCCCUCAUUGCAGUGAAAGGAACAACGAAAUACAGUUUGCUGGAAAGCUUGCCCCGCAAGGCUGUACGUACACUUUGAACGUUCCCACGGGAGACAAGACGGUUCUCAAUCGUCAAGUAGUCAAGUCAGAUUCCGGCACUAUCAAGAUCCCUGAACUUGAAUUUGAAGUACCUCCUGAUGCUCAACGCGGAACUUUAUCAACGGUCGAGGGAGUUCUCAUGAGGGCUGCAGAAGAGUUAGCUGCAUUGCAAGAAGAACGUCGGAGGGUUGAUCCUAAGAUGGCAGAAGCUCUAGACGCGUUCUUGGUGAAGUUGAAGGAAUGUUCAACGGGUAAUCAGGCUUUCACCUUCAUUAUCGAUGAUCCAUCAGGCAACAGCUUCAUCGAAAAUCCUUACGCACCAUCUCGGGAUCCACUGUUGUCAACACAUUAUUAUGAUCGAACCAGUGAGCAGCAAGAACAGUUAGGGUUUCUUUCUGAGAAGAACGGGGAUGAAGCAUCGGCAGCCCAGACCGAAGGGCCCGUCAUAGUCGGAACCACCAACGGAAAUGAACACUCUACAGAGGAGAAACAAAGAUACACACCUGCAGGGACAACAAAAUUACCACAUGGCUCUGUGGGGGCAGAACGGGCCCAUAGAGCAAUUGCAGAGGGUAGCAGUGCAGAAAUAGCCGCAACUCUUUUUAAGUACUCUGCUCCCGAGGAGGUCAUGACCUUCCCAGCAACAUGUGGAGCUUGUAUUUCCCCUUGUGAAACAAGAAUGUAUGUCACAAACAUACCUUAUUUCAAGGAGGUAAUCGUCAUGGCAUCGACUUGUGAAAGCUGUGGGUACCGAAACUCUGAGCUUAAACCAGGUGGAAGCAUACCCAAGAAAGGCAAGAAGAUCACUUUACAGGUUAAGAGUAAGAGGGACCUUAGUCGCGAUGUUAUCAAGUCAGAUUCAGCUAUGGUAAUUGUACCUGAAGUAGAGUUGGAACUUUCGCCAGGGACUCUGGGGGGUCUAGUGACAACAGUAGAAGGUUUAAUCUGUCAGAUCAGUGAAAGCUUGAAACGAGUGCAUGGAUUCAGUAUCGGAGACAGCGCUGACCCUUGGCGAAAGAAUAAAUGGCAAGAUUUCGACAACCACUUGAAGAAGCUGUUGGAAUGUGAAGAGGAAUGGUCAUUAGUACUUGAUGAUGCUCUCGCGAAUUCUUUCAUUGCACCGGCUACAGACGACUUCGAGGCAGAUACACAGUUGAUCAGCGAGGACUAUGAGAGAUCGUGGGACCAGGAUGAGGAACUCGGUCUCCAUGAUAUGGAUACGACAGUCGCAGACGUGGCCUAUGAGAAAGGAGACCAGGCGUCAGCAAGCACAUAGAUUCAGAAUGGCUUCUUGAGUAUAGUACCCCUAUUGGAUCCCACUUUUGGUUAACUCGUAGUCGAGGCUGCAGAGCAUAGCGACAUGAGCCGUGGAGAGUGGCGGAAUAGUUCCUUAUUCGUGGCAGAUAUAUGGAAAUACUGAUAUGCAACAAACGCUUCUGCUUAGAUUCCACCUCGGGCGUCACUUCUAAAUGCCACAUCUGGGGUAACAUUGUCCGUGCUGGGAUACAUAGAUCAUCAGGAAUAAAAUUGCAUUCUUUCUCGUCGUCUU